Colius striatus (speckled mousebird) is the source of this 3716-nucleotide messenger RNA. RefSeq names its product cathepsin D (gene CTSD). Gene Ontology annotation, molecular function: aspartic-type endopeptidase activity. NCBI's taxonomy places the organism in Eukaryota, Metazoa, Chordata, Aves, Coliiformes, Coliidae. Bases 194 to 1384 code for a protein of 396 amino acids. Gene Ontology annotation, biological process: proteolysis. The record is from RefSeq and is a predicted model, not a curated record. Gene Ontology annotation, cellular component: lysosome. The transcript is spliced from 9 exons.
GGCCGCGGCAGCCCCCGCCCCGGCCCGGCCUCACGUGACGCCGCCGCUGCAAUUUUAGACCGUCAGCUGACACGAAAAAAAUCGCUGGAGAGGGGCCACCGCUCCUACAAAAACAGGGAGGGCGGUCGGCGCGGCGAGCGGCCUGCAGCACCGCUGGGACUCUCCGCACCCCCUUCCCACAGCCACAGCCGCCAUGGGGCUUCGCGGCCUCCUCCUGCUGCUCGCCGUGGCGGGGCCCUGCGCGGCCCUCAUCAGGAUCCCUCUGACCAAGUUCCCCUCCAUGCGUCGGGUCCUGAGUGAGGUGGGCAGUGAGAUCCCAGACAUGAAUGCGAUCACCCAGCUCCUCAAGUUCAAGCUAGGCUUCGCUGAUGUGGCUGAGCCCACUCCAGAGAUCCUGAAGAACUAUAUGGAUGCCCAGUAUUAUGGUGAGAUCGGCAUUGGGACUCCCCCCCAGAAGUUCACUGUGGUCUUUGAUACUGGCUCUUCCAACCUUUGGGUGCCUUCUGUGCACUGUCAUCUGCUGGACAUUGCCUGCUUGCUGCAUCACAAGUACGAUGGCUCUAAAUCCAGCACCUAUGUGGAGAAUGGCACAGAGUUCGCCAUCCACUAUGGGACAGGGAGUCUCUCUGGGUACCUGAGCCAGGACACUGUCACGCUCGGUAACUUGAAAAUCAAGAACCAGAUCUUUGGAGAGGCCUUGAAGCAGCCAGGCAUCACGUUCAUUGCAGCCAAGUUUGAUGGCAUCCUGGGCAUGGCAUUCCCGAGGAUCUCUGUGGACAAAGUCACCCCUUUCUUCGACAACAUCAUGGAACAGAAGCUGAUUGAGAAAAACAUCUUCUCCUUCUACCUGAACAGAGACCCCACGGCUCAGCCCGGAGGCGAGCUGCUCCUGGGAGGCACCGACCCCAAGUAUUACAGCGGCGACUUCAGCUGGGUCAAUGUCACGCGCAAAGCCUACUGGCAGGUCCACAUGGAUGCGGUGGAUGUUGCCAAUGGACUGACUCUGUGCAAAGGAGGCUGCGAGGCCAUUGUGGACACGGGAACCUCGCUCAUCACUGGCCCCACCAAGGAAGUGAAGGAGCUGCAGACAGCCAUUGGUGCAAAACCGCUCAUCAAAGGCCAGUACGUGAUCCCCUGUGAUAAGGUGUCAUCUCUGCCUGUUGUCACGCUGACGCUGGGAGGGAAGCCCUACCAGCUCACCGGCGAGCAGUAUGUCUUCAAGGUUUCUGCACAAGGAGAGACCAUCUGCCUGAGUGGCUUUUCAGGCCUGGAUGUGCCACCCCCUGGGGGCCCCCUCUGGAUCCUGGGAGAUGUCUUCAUCGGUCCCUACUACACCGUCUUUGACCGUGAUAAUGACUCUGUUGGCUUUGCCAAAUGUGCCUAAAUGCCCGACCCCCACUGCCUCUGCCCCAACCUACACACACACACACGGGAGCUGUAGAGAAAGGUUACCAGGAUUAGAAACUCAGUGAGUGGAAAGGAAAAAAAAAAAAAAAAGAAAAAGAAGUGGAACUAUAUUUUAAAAUUACAUGAAAAAUAGUCAUUAGUGUCCUGCUAAGCUGCUUUUGCCCCUCUGUUGAGUAAGUGGUGCUGGGAGGUCUCUAGUUGACACCCCCAGCUGGAGUAGCCCCUUGCUUUACUGCUAGUCUUCCAGUAUUUGUUUUUAAGGAUGAUUCUCAGAGCUGAACAAGGCCCUUCCACAUCUCGCAGCCCUGGUCUCCUCCCUGGGGGGCUGAUGGCAGUAGCCAGCCUCCAGCACCUCUCUUCCUGCUGAGAGGCUGUGUGGUGGCUCUGGGGUUUGGACUUCUGCCUGGGGAGAGAGGGAUGGGGAAGGAUGGCUGACACCUUAAUUGUUUCUACUUUUGCACUGAUGAAGUGGGGGAGCAGGAGGUGGGGAAGAGUCCAUCUUCAUCACCCCUCCACAACAGGUUGAGGCAGAAACUGUGAGGCCAUUUCUCAAUGGGUUUGUGCUGGCUUGGUCCUAGGAGAGCACGUCCUGGGCUGGGGCAAUGAAGGUUCACAGCCCUAUCACAGUAGCAUGCCCAAGUGUUGAGUUUCAGAGCCCGAGGGCUAUGGUGAUGUGUUUCUGUGUAGUGAUGGCAGCAGUGAGAGAGCUGGAGGCGUGAUGUCCAUGUGCCUGAGCUAGCAGGACAGAGAUUCAUAGGGGAGUUCCAGCCAGUAGCACUCUGGGGACUAUAGAUACAGAAAGGGUUGAGAUAGGAUUUGAUAGAAGUCACUUGAACUCAUGACCAUGAAGGCCCAGCUUUCUGCUGAGCAAAUUCACGUCACAUUCUCUCUUGACGGUUCUCUCAAAUUUGGUGAAAUUCUCCCAGGUUCCACAAUCCACAGAUAUUCCCAGUUUCAGCUGCAGUCAGUGAGUUAGAGAAUGUUUCCUAAAGCAACUUAAGUGAUCUAGGAGCUGAAAUCGCACUAAUACAAUCCUUUGGUGUUUGCCAGCUACUUAAGACCUUUUGGAAAGAUCAUUGGCAGCAUUUUGAACCACCCAAACCUGAAAAGGCAGUUGGCAGAGCUAGGAAACCUCUGGGGCAGGAGGCUGCUGUGGCAGCUGCUGGGCUUGCAUUUGCUUUCCCUGACACCCCAACCUGAAACCCAACUGCCUUUAACACCCUUCUCCCCCACUUUCCACUGUACUAAUGCUGAUGAGAGCUCUUUGUGUCCAGCUCCGUUGCAGGUGGAGGGAGGCACAGUCCUGCUUUGGAGAGGUAGCUGAUUUAGCUGUGCUCACAGAUCCUUUCUGUGCAGGCGGAGCUGCCCUCUUUGCUGGGCUGGCAUGGGUAGGCAAAUGGUGCUGGAGCUGGAAGGACCAUAAAGUGAGGUUUAAUCAGUAGUGGAAAGCAGAAGGGAAUCUGCCAGGAAUCCCAGCCCACGCUGGGUGGAAAAGACCAUCUUCCCUUUUCCAGCAUGCUGCAGCAGGUCCUGAGGUUAGGGAGUGGCAGCAGACAAGGGGUCUGGUAUGGGCAGUGGGGACAGGCCUGGGCACACUUCGGUCAUGCGUCUUGUCCCUUGCCACCCCUUGUGCAAGAAGUACUGCUCCCAAUGCUUGCUUGUCAUCUUCACCUGGAACCCUGCAUCUGGACACCUAAGGACAUCUGUUGCAGACAGGCAAGAGAACAGUAGCAUGAUACCAAAAAAAAAAAUUAUCAAUUGGUACUCCAAAAUUGGCAGAUAUCAGCACCUCUCCAGUGAGCCCCAGGUUCACACCAGUUAAGUGCCCAGAGAUCCUCCAGGUCCUGCUACAUUAUUUCCCAGCUGCAGGAUUUCUCCAGCACAGUGAGACUUGAGACAGCCUCAUUGCGACAUGCUACAGGGGAGAAGCCUGAGGUGAAGCUGACAGUGGGCUCCAGGCAUCUUCAGGCUCAGGCUUCAGCAGGUCAAUGCAGCAGAGCUGCAGAGCAGCCUGCAGUGCCUCCUGCCACCUGCAGCCCCUGCAGGAGCCCAGGGCUGGGCUGUUGCCUGUCCUCAGGCAGGCAGGGAGGACAGAGAAGAGCCCGAAGCAAUGCCCUGGGGGACGUACCUUUGGGUAGACUGGAGGAGCAGUUGUGUGUCUUCCCUGAUGGGCCUCCUCCCCUUGUUCUCUUAUUUGCAUUUUUAAACCAAACUCUUACCAUGUGACUUAUUGUUUUUAAAUCUAAUUUGCUGUCAGAAUUACUGUCUCAUAGAAAAUGGACAAGAAAAUACAGUAUUUUCCCCCUUAA